Penicillium robsamsonii is the source of this 279-nucleotide messenger RNA. RefSeq lists its product as uncharacterized. The transcript is spliced from 3 exons. The record is from RefSeq and is a predicted model, not a curated record. Bases 1 to 279 code for a protein of 92 amino acids. Lineage: Eukaryota; Fungi; Ascomycota; Eurotiomycetes; Eurotiales; Aspergillaceae.
AUGGCUCGAGCCGAGUCUUGCCACUGUGCAAGGCCCGAGAACUCGACACCUCUUGUGGCUCCCCUCCCCUUGUCUUUUUUUUUUCAUUCUCAGUACAUGUUGCAUCACGGUGCUGGAUAUACCCGGCUUCAUCAAUCGGACGGCGUUUUUUGGCGGGAAACAAAGCUAUCCAAAGUGGAUAUGAUCAAUUGCUUUUAUUUCCUAUUCGAGAUCUCCACUGCUGUAAUGCCAAGAUGGUGCGAUGUGUUCAUCUUCAAUGAUUAUAGGGAGUGUGCAUGA